AUGGCUUCCAACGGCCCUAUCACCACACCGAUAACCCAGCUACUGGGUAUCAGGCACCCGAUCCUCCUCGCUGGCAUGGCACGAACAUCGGGCGGACCUCUCGCGGCCGCGGUUUCCAACGCCGGUGGUCUCGGCGUCAUUGGCGGCUUCCAGUACACGCCCGACCAGCUGCGUGAGAUCAUCGCCGAGAUGAAGGAGAAUUUCAAGUCACCGGACCUGCCUUUCGGCGUCGACCUCGCCCUGCCGCAGGUUGGCGGCAACGCCCGCAAGACGAACCAUGACUACACGGGCGGCAAGCUCGACGAGCUUGUUGACAUCACCAUUGAGUCAGGCGCUCGGCUGUUUGUCAGUGCCGUCGGCGUGCCGCCCAGGCACGUUAUCGACAAGCUGCACGCCGCAGGCAUCUAUGUCAUGAACAUGGUUGGUCAUCCGAAGCACGCCGUCAAGGCUCUCGACCUCGGCGUCGACAUCGUCUGCGCCCAGGGCGGUGAGGGUGGCGGUCACACGGGCGAUGUGCCAAACUCGGUGCUCAUUCCUGCCGUCGUCGACGUCGCGAGGCGGUACCGGCCCAAGAUGCUCAAAGGAAGCCCCGCACUCGUCAUCGCUGCGGGCGGCAUAUACAACGGCCGAUCACUGGCGAGCUCGCUGAUGCAGGGCGCCGUGGGCGUGUGGGUCGGCACGCGCUUCGUAGCGUCUGUCGAGGCCGGGUGCAGUGAGGAGCAUAAGCAGGAGGUCGUCUCAUGCGGGUUCGAGGGCACGGAGCGUACGCUCGUCUUAUCUGGGCGGCCACUGCGAUUAAAGACGAACGACUACAUCCGGAAAUGGCACGCGCAGCCGGACAAGAUCAAGCAGCUCUGCGAUGAGGGCGUGGUCCCCAUCGAGUAUGACUUCGAGAAGGGCAAUGAUAUUGACCCCCCGCAUUUGAUGGGCCAGGUUGCCGGUGCGAUCGAUAAGAUCCAGCCUGCCGGAGAGAUUGUGGAUGAGAUGAUCCGAGAGGCGGUUGACCAGUUGAAGCUUGGGCAGGUGUACCUGGGUGCUCGGAGUAGGCUAUGA
Molecule: messenger RNA, 1053 nt
Organism: Colletotrichum destructivum
Lineage: Eukaryota; Fungi; Ascomycota; Sordariomycetes; Glomerellales; Glomerellaceae
Product: Putative nitronate monooxygenase, aldolase-type TIM barrel
Exons: 1
Coding region: 1-1053 (350 amino acids)
Molecular function (GO): nitronate monooxygenase activity
Source: RefSeq, a predicted model, not a curated record